AUUAUUUUAAAAAUGUAAAUUUCUCAAUUUUAACAAAAAAUCAUGUUAAGACUCACGCGCACAAUUGAUACUAGUACGUUGUAUUGAUAAAACACACGUGGUUUCUAGGGAACUUAGUUCCGUGAGCUCGUCCUUAGAAACAGAAGAAAGUGAAUUAAUAAUUUAUAAUUGUGCAUGUUUUAUGUCUUUAUUAUUAAUCUACAAUUGCAGGCAAACUUGCGCAACAAUAUUCUAUAAAAAUAUUAUAAAAUAAUCGAUUAAAAACGAAUUUACAGAAUGACAAACAGUGAUAACAGUAGAAGUGCACAUAACAAAAACAUGUUUGUAGAUUGUAAUAUUAUGGAAUCAACCGUUGCGCUAUCAGAUUAUUCACAUUCCAGUGCAUUAAAGCAAAUCAAAAUGAAAGAUUACAUAAAAGAUAUUUGUGUCUCGGAAUUUUCGACGGAGUGGGAAAGAAACAUAUUGAAUUUAAUACCUCGCAGAGACAGGCAAAAGCAUUCCUCUUUCAUAAACUCAGUGAUGACCGAGGUGAAAAAUAUGUACAUUGAAAAUAUGAAGGACUUUAUACUGAAAUCCAUAUUAUCCUGCAAAAUAUAUAAGAGAGAACAUGUUGCUUGCGAAGAAUGCGAAGUGUCAGCUGGCUCGGAGCACAUUUUCGAAAAAAUAACGUAUGACAGUGCGAUAUUCACGAAACGCCGCGAUUCAUUCGCCAAAAGAUAUUUCCUUUCCUAUCCGAUAAUCCGACACGUUAUGAACACAGCACAUCGUAUUCUUCCCGCGGUGAUCUGUGAUUUCAGGCGUUAUCAUAAGCUCGGAAUGUUAACAUUGCACGGCUUUCAAGACACCAUCCUAAAGGAUAUCAAAACAAGCGCUUUAGUGAUAACCAAUCAGUUUUACACGGAGACGUGCAAAGCCGUGCAGAGCUCGAAGAUGCUGCACAGCCUCUCCGCGAAACGCCUGUCACAGCUCAUGCGAUGCCUCACGAACGUGUUCGUUCAGCAGAUUCUCAACGUGAUGAUGAGAUCGAUCGAUCAUGUGAUAGAUAUCAUGAGAGACGGCCGUUUCUGUCCGCAGAUCGAGUUUCAGCUGAUAUGCAAAGGUGAUCGGCUCGUGACCGAACCGGACGUAGAGAAGGUAUUUUCGACGUAUCACAACAUUAUCGAAAACAUCGAGAACAUCGCGCGGGACUUGAUGCCGUUGGAGGAGUGGCUGGAUGUCAGAGCGACGGAGAGGUACAUAAAAAUCGCGCCUCCCGACUGGUUCCUCGAAAAGUCUCACCGCGAUUUGCAGGAGAUACUGGACGCUCUGUUUCGACCCGUCAACGAUCACGUGGCGUUCGUCUCCGCGGAAUUCAGCGGCGUCUGCAAAUCGAGCAGCAGGCGCCAGAUAUCGUCUCUGGCGUCGAAACGACCGGAUUUCGACGCGUAUCUCGCGCACAUACGCAGGUACAGCGAGUACCUCGGCAAAGCGAACUCCAUGCUUUCCAAUCUGUAUUACAGCGUGGGAAAAUUGGAGCAGAACGGCGCCAAGGAGUCUCUGAGGCAGAUCUGCUGCGACGUUAUAGACACCCUGACGGCGAAGCUCGUGAUGUAUCAUCGGGACUACAAUCGCUCGAUCUGCUCGGACUUCGAAGAUCUGAAAUCCACGGCGCUGGACAUCCCGAGGGACGCGAAGUCCUUGAUACAGUUAGCCGAAUACAUGUCGCAAGCCUCGAAAGUGUUGAUGAAGGAGGAGGAGGAGAGGAUACGGCAGUCGGUCUACAUGCUGAACAAAUUGUUGGAGAUCACCGUGUUCACGGACGAGCAUGUCGACUUAAACAGAGCCACUAUGAAUUGGCUGCACGACAUUCAGCCGGUGUUCGCGCAGAACAACACGCUGUGCGAGGCGAUGAAGAGCGAGCUGGAGGAAGAUCUUCAGCGGCGCAUAAAUGCGCUGAACUCGGAAGUCGACGCGAUGUUCCCGCAACUGAUCAUCCUGGACGACAUGGACGAUAUAAGCAGGAUCGGAGAGUACACGGAGCAUUACAAGGAUCUGAUAAAAAGAUACAAAUUUAUGGACGACGAGAUGGAAGUUAUCAAUUCGGAGGAGAGGCUGUUCAGGUUUCCGGAAACGGAGUUUCCAAAAAUAAUCGAGCUGAGGGAGACGAUCGUGCCGUUCUACGCGCUCAUACGGACCGUUCAUCAGUGGCGGAAGGACAACUCCGUGUGGCUGAACGGCCCGUUCGAGUGGCUGGACGCCGCUGUGAUCGAGAAGAAGACCGUGAAUUACUUGGACGAGAUCACGGAGGUGAGCAGAACGAUGAAGUCGCGGAUCAAAAUGGACGCGACGGCGAACAAGUCCUACAAGUUCUCCGGCAUCGCCGACGAUCCCGAUCCGAUGCAGCAGCCCGCGCCGCUGAAGCUGUGCUGGCAGGCGCUGAAUGACAUUAACGAAUUUAAAGCUUACCUGCCGCUCGCGGUUUGCAUGUGCAACCCGGCGCUGGAGGCGCGCCACUGGAACGAGAUGUCCGCGAUCUGCGACUUCGAUCUCACGCCGAACGCGGGAACCACUCUGAGGAAGAUGAUCGACAUGAACCUGAUGGACAACAUCGACAAGUACAAGGCGAUAAGCUUGGGCGCGAACAAAGAGCUCUAUCUUCAGCGAGAACUGGCUGAGAUGGUGCGAGAGUGGGAACCGAUGUCGUUCGAGAUGUCGAGCGACGCUGAAACCGGCGUGGUGGCCUUCAAACACGUAAACGACAUCGAGGAACUUCUCAGGGAGCACGUGAUUAAAAUCGAGGAGAUGAGAGCGUCGCACUUCGUGAAGCCGAUACUGUCGGACGUGAUCGAGCUCUUCGCUGUGCUCACGAGAAUUCAGCAGAUCCUCGAUCAAUGGGCACGCGUACAGUCGCGCAAACACCGUCUGCAGUCAAUAUUCUCUUAUCCGGGGAUAGAAACGCGUCUGAAGCAGGAAACCUCGUUGUAUCUGGAAGCGACGAGAACUCUGCGAGAUAUUAGCGAGAGAUUCGAGGAAAAUCCGAGCUUCGAGGAAAUCAAGAGAUCGUCGAACCUGUUGCAGGUCUUAAAUGAAGUUAACGAGAAGCUGGAGAGAGCGAGCAGAGAUGUGAGGAAUUAUUUAGAUGCUAAAAGAUCAUCCUUCACGAGAUUCUUCUUCCUUCUGGAUUCGGAAAUUCAGCAAAUACUGUUCGAAUCGACCAAUACGACAAAACUGUGCGCGAUCGUGAAGAAAUGUUUCGCUGGUGUGGAACGAUUGAAAUUUAACAAAUCGAACUACAUCGGAGGCGUCAUUGGACAUUAUGGAGAAAUCUUGCGUCUAAAUAACGACAUACUUAUCGAUUCUAGCAAUAAGUGCGAAGAGCAAUGGUUGAUUCAACUCGAAAGAGAAAUGAGAGAUGCGGUUUGCGAGAAUAUUCUGCGAUAUCAUCCUCUUAUUACCGAAAAUUCGACGUGUUUUCCCGUCGAUAAUUUUCCAAGCAUGGCGAUCUUUUGCGGUUUACAGCUUCAUUGGACCUCUUCGGUGGAAAAAUGUCUCGCGCCGCCGAACACCGAAAUGUUAAACUCUUUACUCGCGACAUACGCCGAUUGGACAACAUCGAUAAUCGAUGAAUUGAAAGAGAAAUUAGCGCGAAGACGCCGAAAUCUGCUGAUGUCACUCAUCAUUAUUAUGUCCGCUCAUAAAGAAGUCAUAAAGCUGCUGCUGGAAAGAAAUAUUACUGAACGAACAGAUUUCGAGUGGAUCGCACAGCUGAAAUAUUACUGCAGCGCCGAGACUGUCGAAAUAUCGGUGUUCGACGCAACGAUUGAAUACGGAUACGAAUACAAUUAUUACCAACAGAAUAUCGUUAACACGCCGUUAACCGACAGAUGCUUUCGCACCAUAUUGCAAGCUUAUCGCUAUCAUUUGUACAGCGGCGUCGCGGGCCCGACAGGCAGCGGGAAAACGGAGACGAUCAAAAGUUUGACGAGGGCUCUCGCGAAGCCGUUUUACGCCGUCAACUGCAACAAUGACAUUUCUUACAAUUGCGUAAUACAGAUAUUCAAAGGGAUGAUCUCCUGCGGAGCGUGGAUUUGUUUCGAGAGCUUCCACGGAUUAAGAGUGGAAUUACUGUCGGCGAUCGCUCAGAAUCUCACGCAGAUAAAGCAAGCGGUGUCGUCGGACUUGAAGUCCGUGAAUUUCGAGGGCUGUGAUCUCGACUUGAACGCCACCGGAAAUAUAUGCGUGAACAUCAACACGGAACAAUCCGGAUAUACCGAUCUGCCGGACAAUUUGAAGAUCCUCUUUCGUUUCGCGUCGAUGACGAAACCGGACGUCGAGAGAAUCGUGGAAAUCGAGCUCUUCGCUGGCGGAUUUCUCCAUGCGAAAGACCUGGCGGCGAAACUGGCUGUCAGUUAUAAAUUAUUGUGCGAAUAUCUGGAGGAGAGGCGCCAUUACAAUUUCGGCGCGUCGUCGUUGAAGACCGUCGUUGCGACCGCGAUCGGCAUGAAGCAAAAUUUUCUCGACGAGAACGAGCACGCGUUGCUGCUGCGCUCGAUGAUCGACGUCAAUAUAUCGCAGCUGCGCGACACCGACAUACCUGUUUUCCAGAGUAUUAUGGAGGACGUUUUUCCGGAGUCCGAUGCGCUCGUUUUCGACUGCUCGGCGCUUUUCAACGCCCUCGAGAACGUAUGCGCGAAGAGAUUUCUCGCGCCGCACGCGACGUUCAAACUGAAAGCCAUUCAGAUCGUCGAAUUAAUGCACAUCCGUCGCGGUCUCGUGCUCAUCGGCGACCCUUUGAGCGGAAAGACGGAGAUUUUGCGCACACUCGCCGAGACGUUGUCAUUAUUGCGCGAUCGAGAAAACAAAAUCGGCGCCGCGGUGGAACUUGAAACAAUUGUGCCGUCGGUGGUGGACGGUAACGCGCUCUUCGGAUAUUUCUGCGACAAAUCUGAAACGUGGAGGGACGGCUUCUGCACCGCCGUAUUUCGCCGCUUUGCGGAGAGCAGCUCAGCGGAUCGCAAGUGGUUGGUCUUCGACGGCGAUUUAAGCGGCACGUGGAUAGAAAAUUUAUACACGACGCUCGACGAGAACAAAAUGCUGUACCUGACGUCUGGCGAACGACUUCCCGCGGCGGAGUCGAUGUCCGUCGUCUUCGAAACGUCGAGCACGGCGGAAAUCUCACCCGGCAUGAUAUCGCGAUGCGGAAUAAUCUAUAUCGAUUCGCAUUCCAUUGGCUGGAAACCGCGCGUGCUGUCUCACAUCGCGAGGCACGACAUUUACAGCGGACACGACAAGAUAUUGAGCGCUUUAUUCGACUGGACGAUAGAUCCGUGUCUCAGUUUUCUAAAGGCAAACGGCGACGUAGCAGACGGCCAGGAAUUACAUCUCGUUACGUCGACAUUGAAUUUAUUCGAGAUUCUGUUGCGGGACGCUUGCGAGGACGCCGCGGACGACAAGAGCAAGGACAAUUACUUCGUCGUCUGGGCGCAGGCUGCCUUGAUCCUGGCGAUCGUCUGGGGAUUGGGCGGAAAUUUAAUCAACGACCCGCAGACACGAUUCAACGCUUUCUGCGCGACGCUCUUGAGUGGCGCGGACGCGAAAUAUCCGAAGCCCGACGCGAUCAAACACUGUGACGUAACGUUGCCCAGCGAGGGUUUGAUUCAAGAUAAUUUCUACAUCUUCAAGGGUGUCGGCAAUUGGAAGUACUGGGGCGAUCUGCUGAAGAACGAAAAGAUGCCCGAGGUGUGCAACUUCAAUCCGAUUUACAUCCCGAGCGUUAACAGUCUGAAAUACAAUCACGUGUUCCUGAAACACGUGAAACGCCGGAAGCCUUUCCUCCUGUACGGCGACGUCGCCGUCGGCAAGACUUGUCUCAUGCACGAUCUUCUGAGCAACAAGCUGCCGGAAAAUUGUCUGUCCAAUUUUUUCAGCUUCGCUUCUAUGAUCGGCGCGACCAGAGCGCAGACAUUAUUGCUGUCGAAGCUGAACAAAGUGCGGCGCACCGAGUACAGGCCAGGCAGAAAUCAGUUCUGCGUGAACUUUGUGGACGACGUAAGCGCAGCCGUUCUCCAAAGACCGGAAGCGCAAUCCGUGUUCGAGCUGCUGCGUCAAUUUCUCAGUUACGGCUACUGCUACGACACGAAUGAAUUAAACAAGGUGUUUAUACAGGACGUUACGUUCACGAUUGCGGUUACAACGGGAAAAAUCGGUGGCGAGAUGCCGUCUAGAUUUUUGAGGCACUUCAAUACUUAUACGAUUGCCGCUCCUGCGGCGGAUAAUAUAUUCAAAAUAUACUUCAAUGUGUUGUCCGCCAACUUAAAGAGAAAUCUAUUCGCGGCGGACGUGACGGGAAGCGUGACGAGUAUAGUAAAUGCGACGAUCGAGGUCUAUAAAUCGAUAGUUAAAGAGCUGCGGCCUGUGCCGAGCAAACUGUAUUACUGUUUCGAUAUGAGAGACAUGUCGCGGGUGAUUAGCGGUUGCGGCUUGAUCCAGAAGGAAUCGGUGGAGACGAAAGUCACGUUUAUUCGACUAUGGGCGCACGAAGUACUGCGUGUGUUCGGCGAUCGCAUGUCGAACGACGGCGACAAGGAGUGGCUGUUCUUAAGAAUUCGCGACGCCGUGAAGAGCAACUUCAAAGACUCGUUCGAGGUCGCGUUCGAUUACCUGCCGAAAUUCGGCAGCAAUCAGAUCACCAAGGACAGCUUCGGCGAUCUGAUGUUCGGCAAUUUCAUGGACGCGGAGAAGAGCGGCAGGUGCAGGCGGUACGAGGAGAUCGGCUCGAUGGAGGCUCUGAGAAACAAGAUCCUCGCGUAUUUGGACGAGUACAACGCUAAUUUCAAGAGGAAGAUCGACGUCGUCGUGUGCCGCUACAUGCUGGAGUGCUUGAUCAAGAUUUGCCGAGUCCUCAGCAUGCCGGGCGGGAAUCUGCUGAUGAUGUCAACCGUGGGUUCCGGCAGGAGAACGACGACCGCCCUCGCCGCCUUCGUGCAGCAGCAGAGUUUCUUCGAGACCACCGCGGAGUCCUAUUACGAUAUGAGCGCGUGGAGAAGCGACUUGAGGAAAAUCCUGCGGGAGUGCGGAGCCGCGCGAAGAGACGUCGCGUAUUUUAUGAGCGAAAGACAGAUGAAGGACGCGUUCCUGAGCGACAUCGGCUGCUUGCUGAGCACCGGCGAGCUGCCCGACCUAUUUUCCGCCGAGGACCGGCAGAGUAUAAUCGACAUGACGCGACUGCACGCCCAGGGCGGCGAUCGGAACGCCGAGAUGAGCGCGCGCUCGGUGAUGACGUACUUCGUGGAGCAGUGCAGGAACAGAUUGCACUUCGUGCUGUGCUUCAGCCCGGUCAGCGCCGCGUUCAGAGCGUAUCUCUGCUCGCAUCCGAAUCUGGCGAAACACUGCACGGUGAACUGUUAUCAAGUCUGGCCCGAUCAGGCGCUGCUGGAGAUCGCCGUGAAACAUAUAAAACUCGUCAACGUGCGGGAGGAGCUCAAAGCGCGCGCGGCGAGAGUUUGCGUGCGAUUCCACAGCGACGCGAAGGAGAUGAGCUUGAGAUACGGCGAAGUAUUCGACAGAACGAUUCACGUGACGUCGUCGGCCUUCCUGCACAUGCUCAAAUUAUACACGCGACUAACGUCGGAGAAGCAGAAGGAGAUCGUUGCGACGCGGAAUCGAUACUUGGCCGGGUUGGAGAAGCUGGAACUGGCGGCCGAGCAGGUCGAGCAGAUGAAGGCCACUCUGACGAUCCUGAAGCCGCAGCUGGAGCUGUCCGCUCAGCAGACUGUGAUCACAAUGAAGGAAGUGGAGAACGAGAAUCUGACCGUCGAGCGAGCGACGAUUCUCGUGAAGCAGGAAGAAGAGAUCGCGAAUCGGAAGGCGGAGAUCGCCGGCACCCUGAAGACCGAAUGCGAGGCCGAUCUCGCCGUCGCAAUACCGAUUCUGGAGGACGCCGUGCUCGCGCUCAACACCCUGAAGCCCACCGAUAUCACGCUCGUGAAAGCGAUGAAGAAUCCGCCCGACACCAUCAAGCUGGUGAUGGCGGCCGUCUGCGUGAUGCUGAGCGUCCCGCCGGAUCGCACGAUCGAUCCGGCGACCGGCAAGAAGUUCACGGAUUACUGGGGCCCGAGCAAGCGCAUCCUAGGCGACAUGAACUUCCUGCAGAACCUGAAGGACUACGACAAGGACGACAUCGCGCCUGCGAUAAUGCAGGUCAUCAAGAAGACGUACAUGACAGACAACAGCUUCAUGCCGCAUAUCGUCGCGAAGGCGUCCAGCGCCGCCGAGGGACUUUGCAAAUGGGUGCGCGCGAUGGUGUCCUACGACGAGGUGGCGAAGGUCGUCGCGCCGAAGAAGAAGAAGCUGGCCGAGGCGCAGAUGGAGUGCGACGAGGCCGAGGCGUUCCUGAACGAGAAGCAGCAGACCCUGGCGGCGUUGAACGCGAAACUGGCGGCGCUCAACGACAGUCUGCGGCAGACGUUGCAGAAGAAGCUGAACCUGGAGAUGGAAGUGGCGACGUGCACCGCGAAGCUCGUCAAGGCGGAGAAACUGAUCGCCAGUCUGGGCGGCGAGAAGAGCCGCUGGAUGCAGUACGCGCAUAAUCUUCAGAUGAAUUACGACAGUCUCGCGGGCGACAUGCUGCUCUCGUGCGGAAUAAUGGCUUACAUGGCGUCCUACAGCACGUCGUUCCGCGACGAGACGCUGACCAAGUGGAAGGAAUUUAUGGAGGCUUCUGAGAUACCGUACACCAAAACCUAUGAUUUCAUAAACGUCCUCGGCGUGGAAAUCGAGAUCAAUCACUGGCAGCUGUGCGGCCUCUCGAAAAAUCGCUUCGCGGUGGAAAACGCUAUCAUCCUGAAGAAUUCGGAGCAGUGGUGCCUCUUCGUCGACUCGCAGAGUCAGAUAAAUCAGUGGAUCAAGAAGAUCGAAGAGAAAAACAAUUUAACAGUCGUUAAGCUGACAGAUCCUGAUUAUAUGUCGAUCAUCGAGCGAAACAUCGAGAACGGCGACCCGAUUUUACUGGAGAACGUCGGGGAGACGCUCGAGAUUGCGCUGGAGCCAAUUCUGCUGAAGAGCAUUUAUCGCGAUGAUGAAACUUGGUACAUCGAUAUCGCGACGAAAUCUAUUAAGUACUCGCAAGACUUUCGACUCUACAUCACCACGCGACUGUCAGAUCCGAAUUACACGGCGGAUAUUUUCAGCAAGCUCACGAUAAUCGAUUUCUCGAUGCCAGACGGAACUCUGCAAGACAAGCUGCUGGACAUCGUCGUCUCGAAAGAGAGACCGGAGCUUCAGGAGAAGUUCGAAGCGCUUCGCAUUCAGGACGCCAUCAACAAGAAGGUUCUUCAGCAGCAAGAGGACAACAUUCUAAGCACCCUCUCGUCGACCACCACGAAUAUCCUGGAGGACGAAGGCGCGAUACAGACCCUGGAUUCGUCGAAGAACCUCACUGUAGACAUCGUGAGAAAACAAGAAGCGGCCCGAGCGAUGAUUGGGGAUAUCAACAGAUUUAGAGACGCGUAUCUGCAGUUCGCCGAUCAUUGCGCGCGAUUGUUCUGCACGCUGAACACUCUGUCGAAUUUGAAUCACAUGUACCGCUUCUCAUUCUCGUGGUUCAUUCAGCUGUACGUCACGUCAAUCGAGACGUCGAACCGGAGCGUCGUUCUCGAGAAACGACUGCAGUUUCUCAAAUCUUCGUUCACGAGAAACCUUCACUCCAGCGUCUGCAGAUCGCUCUUCGAAAGGCACAAGCUCCUGUAUUCCUUCUUGCUGUGUGUAAGAAUUAUGAUAGACACUCGAGAAACCACGCAAGAGGAAGUUGAGCAUUUCAUCUCCACGAACGCGGGGGAUUCCGACGUGGUUCUAGAAUCGGCGCCGGAAUGGUUGCCGACGAUUAAAUGGAAAGAAAUCUGCAAACUGAGCAGCGCGCUGGCCGACUUUCGCGAGCUCGCGGAUGACUUUCGUAUCAACGGCGCAGUUUGGAAAAAAUACUGCAACGCGGAGCCCUUCGCGAGUCGUCCGAUACCGAAACCGUGGGCCGACAGACUGACUCGCUUUCAACAGCUGAUGCUCAUCAAAAUCGUGAGGCGCGACAAGAUCAUCGUGGAGAUAAUGCGAUUAAUAGAAGACACCAUGGAGGAUGUAUUCAACUCUUAUCCCCGCCUCCAGAUAGCCGAAUCGUACGCCGAGUCCAGCUGCCUCACGCCAAUUAUAUUUAUCCUGCCGAGCUACGCCUCGCCCUUGUCGCUCGUCUCGGCGUACGCGAGCGCCCGAGGCUACACCUCGAAGUUCAUUUCCCUGUCGAUGGGCGACGGACAGGCGAACAAUGCUGAAGUUCUCGUCGAGCGGGCGCGCAAAGAGGGUGGAUGGAUACUUUUGCUCAACUGCCAUCACGCCGCUUCGUGGAUUCCGCGGCUCGAAGGGAUUUACGAGAACCUGAAUCUAUCCGACACGUCCUUGGACUUCCGACUGUGGCUCUCCAGCUGCUCCGUCCCGGACUUUCCGAUCAGCAUUCUGCAGAACAGCGUGAAGAUCGCGUACGACUAUCCGCUGCGGCUGAAGCAGGGCUUGCUGCGAGCGUAUCGAUCGGAGCCGAUAAGGAGUAAAGAGUUUUUCGAAGGGUGUCCCGGAAGGGACAAAGAAUUCUCCAAGCUGCUGUACGGGCUCUGCUUCUUCCACGGAAUCGUCAGGCAGAGGAGACACUUCGGGCCGCAAGGAUGGAACAUGCCGUAUGAUUUCGACCACAUGGACUUCGAGAUGUCCAUCAGGCAGCUGCAGAAUUUGAUCAACGCCGAAAACCUGUCAUUCGACACGCUGCUCUACCUUGUCGGCGAGUGUAAUUACGGCGGGAAGAUCAUAGAUAACAUUGAUCGGAAGUGCCUGCGAUACCUAUUACGCUGCUUUUGCAACGCUCGUGUAAUCGACAGCGGCAAUUAUUCAUUUUCCGAUUGCGCGGAGCACGCGGUGCCUCAAAGAUGCGAAUACCGCGACAUUAUCAUACAUAUCAACGACAUGCAGUUGGACGCGUCGCCGGAAGCUUUCGCCACCGACGAAAAUGCUCUCGUCAGGAAAGACACCGCUGUCGCCGAAGAAUUUCUAAAAUCGAUAUCUCGUCUUGAUCAAAUCGGAUCGCCGAGCGACGACGUCGCCCAGGAUAAAAUAUUGCAAGCUAUUGAUAAAAUUACCGACAAAUUGCCCGCUUUAUUUAAUAUUAACGAGAUACAGGAGAAACAUCCUCUUACCUCGCGCGAUCCGUUAAACGCGAUUCUCAUUUAUGAAGCUGAACUGAUUAACAGAAUUUUAAUUAUAAUUACAGAAUCGUUGAAUAAUUUAAAGUCGGCAUUGAACGGCGAAAUUGUUUUGACCGAUUCUUUAGAAGAUUUUGCUAAAGAAAUAUACAAGAAUAAAAUUCCACGCGUUUGGAAGACGAUCGACGUCGGCAUUGUGACUGAAUAUUUGCCAAAUUAUAUCAGUUUGUUCUUGAAACGUGUAAAUUAUGUGCAAAGCUGGCACGAUAGCGGCUUACCUCGUAUUGUCCGCUUCGACGCGCUGUCUUGUUGCAAGAGAUUUUUGCUCGCGGCUCUCCUUAUGUUCUCACGAUGUCGCAAUGUACCUGUUGAACAGAUUACAUUAAACCUCAAAGUAAAGAAAUGUGAUUCCACGUAUAGCGAGGAAAGCGUAGAUACAUAUUAUAUUCACGGUUUAUAUUUAUCCGGCGCUCGAUGGGAUACGCAGAGGCAUGUGUUAAUUGAAAGUUUGACGAAUGUAUUCUGGCACGACAUGCCGCCGAUAUGUCUUACGUUUAGUACGGAAGAAAAGGCUGUCGAUAACAUUUAUGAAUGCCCCGUAUAUAUCUCGUCGAUGCGAUACCACGAAGCACAUACUGAUACGAAUAGAAAUAAGAGGAAUUUUAUUACGAGCGUAUCUUUGGAAACUGACAAAUCGCAUGAACAUUGGAUAAAACGUGGCACAGCAUUAUUUUGCCAAGUCGACAAAUAAUUUGAGAAGCGAAAAAUCCGCUUAGCGACGUA
Linepithema humile (Argentine ant) is the source of this 11996-nucleotide messenger RNA. Its product is annotated as dynein axonemal heavy chain 7-like. Gene Ontology annotation, molecular function: minus-end-directed microtubule motor activity; ATP binding; dynein light intermediate chain binding. Lineage: Eukaryota; Metazoa; Arthropoda; Insecta; Hymenoptera; Formicidae. Gene Ontology annotation, cellular component: dynein complex. The record is from RefSeq and is a predicted model, not a curated record. Gene Ontology annotation, biological process: microtubule-based movement.